AUGUCAUAUUGCAGACCAAUAGACUCUCAUAUGGAUCCUAAUUUAAAACUCUCACUUGGACAAGGGGAGCCACUGGCUGAUCUUAGAAGAUACCAAAGACUGGCUGAUAAACUUAAUUAUCUCACUGUCACACGACCUGGUAUUUCCUUUUCUAUUAGUGUUGUAAGUCAGUUCCUACAGUCUCUAUGUAAUAGUCAGUGGGAUGUAGUUGUUCAGAUUUUAAGGUAUAUAAAGGGUGCACAAGGCAAAGGCUUGUUAUAUGAAAACAGGGGUAAUUCACAUAUUGUUGGAUAUUCUGAUGUUGAUUGGGCAGGGUCUCCAUCUAGUAAACCUUCUACUUCGGGUUUUUGUGUUCUUAUUGGAGGAAACCUAAUGUCUUGGAAAAGUAAAAAGCAAGUCGUUGUUGCUCAAUCAAGUGCAGAAGCUAAAUAUCGUGCAAUGGCCUUAGCUACUUGUGAGCUCAUUUGGUUAAAGCAACUGAUCCAAGAGUUGAAAUUUGUAGAAGUGUCACAAAUAAAGUUACUCUGUGAUAAUCAAGUUGCUCUCCAUAUUGCCUCUAAUCCAGUAUUUCAUGAGAGGAUUAAGCACAUAGAAAUUGACCGUCAUUUUAUUCGGGAAAAAGUUCUAUAUAGAAAUUGA
Messenger RNA from Pistacia vera, 639 nucleotides. RefSeq names its product secreted RxLR effector protein 161-like. The coding region runs from base 1 to 639 and encodes 212 amino acids. The record is from RefSeq and is a predicted model, not a curated record. NCBI's taxonomy places the organism in Eukaryota, Viridiplantae, Streptophyta, Magnoliopsida, Sapindales, Anacardiaceae. The transcript has a single exon.